ACGACACUGGCCGUAAUGGACAGCGACUACUUGGAGAACCCCCUUUACAGCGAGCUCAAGCACUUUUGCAGAAAGGUCCAGGAGGUCUACAACGAGCUGAAAGAGGAACUGACACCCCACCGGGAUGAGCGCUUUUACAGAUUGGCGCCUAUGCGUCUCUACACUCUGUCCAAAAGACAUUUCGUGUUGGUCUUCAUGGUGUUCCUCGUUUGUUUCGCCCUCACAGUUUUAAUUGGAAUUGCAGGUCCAAAAAUUCUUUCGGAGCAGGUGUACAAUGGGGAUCCGUUUCUUGCAAAAAAUGUCUCAGUUAAGACUGGGCCCUUCAAUCUAAAGUCCCCCCCUCUGACCACAUAUCACCAGCAGUUGUGGCUCACCUGCGUGAUUCAGGCUCAGCACACUAAUGUGGGCGACUUUCAGCAGCCUUUUGAAAUCAUCGUGGAGCUCAAGGGUUCGAUGCAGGACGCCAGCAUGACGCACAUCAGCAGCGCACGCAGCAAGUCGCGAACGCUGCACUGCGGCGCCAAAUGCGAUGAGAUCAUCGUGCUACAUCUGAGCUACCUCGACUACAACCAGUAUCAGGUCACGGUCAGCUUCAGAGGCCUUGAAAACAUCACGUACGAUCUCAAGGUCAACUUUGUGUGGAAAACCUACAACCCCACAUUUUCCCAAGUGGAGAUUUGGUUCCGCUUUGUCUUUGUGGUGUUGACCUUUAUGGUGACGUGUCUCUUUGCUCACUCGCUGAGAAAGUUUUCAAUGCGGGACUGGGGCAUCGAGCAGAAAUGGAUGGCCAUCCUUUUGCCUCUGCUGCUGCUUUACAACGAUCCCUUUUUUCCGCUGUCCUUUCUGGUGAAUAGCUGGUUCCCCGGUAUGUUGGACACCUUCUUCCAGGCGUUGUUCCUCUGCGCUCUGCUGCUCUUCUGGCUCUGCGUCUUCCACGGCAUACGUGUUCAGGGCGAGCGGAGAUGCCUGACCUUCUACCUGCUGAAGUUGAUCAUCGUGGGCCUUCUGUGGCUCUCGGCUGUCACGCUGGGCAUAUGGCAGACGGUCAAUGAAGUCCAAGACCCCACCUAUCAGUACAAAGUGGACAUUCAGAACUUUGAGGCUAUGAAGUUGUUCUUCCUGAUAAUCGUCAUCCUUUACAUCCUCUACCUGAUCUUCCUGAUUGUCAGAGCCUGCUCGGAACUCAAGAACAUGCCUUACUCAGAUCUGCGGCUCAAGUUCUUGACAGCACUGACGUCUGUGGUGCUUGCUAUCAGCUUGGUCAUUCUUUACUUAAGGUUCGGUGCCAAAGCGCUCCAGGACAAUUUUGUGGCCGAGCUGUCCACUCACUACCAAAACUCGGCCGAGUUUUUGUCCUUCUACGGCCUGCUUAACUUUUACUUGUACACGUUAGCAUUUGUGUACUCGCCCUCCAAAAAUGCCCUUUAUGACUCCCAGUUCAAGGAUAAUCCGGCUUUCUCCAUGCUGAAUGACUCAGAUGAUGAUGUCAUAUACGGGAGUGAAUAUGAGGAAAUGCCUUUACAAAACGGACGUGCCAUUAAAGCUACCGCCAACUUCCAAGAUGAGAGCGACAGCGACUGAUGUGGUAGAUGCAAACUAAACAAACAAAAAAGCAUCAUGUUUAUGUGUAAAUAAGAAAUUUUCACAAGUAUAUUUUUAAAAAAAUGACCACUUCUCCAGAAAUGUACUAUACUGUAAUUCUACUGAAAAUGGAGGCAUGUUUUUUUUUUUUGGGGGGGGGUCAAAUUGCGAGAUUUAUUUAUCCUUUAUGACGAGCGCAUAUUCACUAGAAAGGAGUAAUAGGGUCACUCUGAAAAGAAGUGUACAGAAACUAAAAUGAGUAUAUAUGGGAAAUUAUGAAGGAAUUGCAAAUUUUAGGGAUUUUGUUUUGUAAAGACAAUCUCCAUUUUGUACGCAUUCUGUUUAACUACUGACGCCUGUACUACCGCUGUGGUUGUCGGCGUGUGACAUAAUAAUGACAUCACAAGUUAAAAGCAACGACGCUCGUGAACGCUUCAUCCGUCCGUGUGAGUGCCAAAGCUGCGUUUCCAGGCCACAUUUGUUAGAAAUCACAGACACAGUACCAUAUUUCUUAGUUUCUGGAAAAAAAGUUUUGUAAAUGCACUUUUCUUUUAAAUGUAUUUGUUGACAUUUUUUACUUUGUUGUACUUAUAUCUACUGCUGUUCAAGCUUUCUAACAUACUGCUGUCUGAUCAUUUUAGCCUUUACGUGGGUGUGUUAAAUAGAAUACAAAUGUUCUUUUCUUCGCCAUACAAUGCACCGGUAUGCCAAACAUUUGCCGCCGUUUGCUUUAUCCACGUUUACAGGGAGCGCACACGAAUAUUAUCACAUGUAUUCUAAAUGACUCGGUGCCUUUUCCUCACGUCAAACAGAUUAGUGAUCCCCCGUCUUUCAAUGUGAAUGUAAUGUUGUCGGUUUCAAGUGCUGUAACGAGACGGCGGGUCCUGACGUGUUUCAAAUAAAAAGAGGG
Molecule: messenger RNA, 2491 nt
Organism: Syngnathus acus (greater pipefish)
Lineage: Eukaryota; Metazoa; Chordata; Actinopteri; Syngnathiformes; Syngnathidae
Gene: tmem181
Product: transmembrane protein 181
Exons: 17
Coding region: 16-1581 (521 amino acids)
Molecular function (GO): toxic substance binding
Source: RefSeq, a predicted model, not a curated record